GAAUUUCAACCAUUUCACUGAGUUUUUGACCUUUCGCUUACAAAACAAAAAGUUUGCACCUUUUUGAACCAUUUCACUCCCUCUGUCUUCGAAAUGGCCGGUGAAGGACAAAGCGGCAACCACUUCAAAUCAUGGCAGGAAGAGAUUUACUGGACCCAUUUCCAGUUCAUCCAUUUCACUCAAUUUCUUCACAACGAUUUUCAGCAACAACUUGCACUUCCCAAAACAUUUUCAGACAACUUAAAGAAGAAGUUGCCGGAAAAUGUUACCCUUAAAGGUCCUAGUGGAGUUUUGUGGAAUAUAGGGCUGGUAAUUAGAGAUGAUUCUGUUUACUUCGAGAACGGUUGGGAACGAUUUGUGAAGGAUCACUCUUUGAAAGAGAAUGAUUUCCUUGUCUUUAAGUACAAUGGUGAAUCACUCUUUGAGGUUUUAGUCUUUGAUGGAAACAGUUUCUGUGAGAAGGCAACUUCUUACUUUGUUGGCAAAUGCGGACCUGCUCAAGCUGAACAAGGUGGUACCAAGGCAAAGGACAACAACAAUUCUGUUGAAGAAGUCAAUACUGCUUCUAAUGGUGGUGUUGAAUGUGGUUCCUCUGAGAAAUUUCGGCGUCUUAAGAAAGUAGGAACGCCAUUAGCUGUACCUUUUGAAACUGCCAAUGGAAAGACUUCCAAUGCUGGUGUAAGAACUGAUUCCCCUGAACUGUUCCCGGCAGAUGCAGUCACUAAGACUACACCUCUAGUAGUUCCCUUCCAAUCAGCUGGAAAAAGGAUCAAGAAGCCUGUUAAUGAAAUUUCGCCUGGCCCUACUAAGAAGCGAGGAAGACCACCAAAAGUCGAUAAUUCUUCUGAGACAAUACGCGAUUUGGUGGCUUAUAGCAAGGAACAUUCAGACAACACAGAGAGAAGGUUCCCAUGCCCCUUCACGACGUUGAUCCGCCACCUGAACCUGUACCUGUUGAACCACGACAUUCUGUUAGAACAUUUCGAGCACCAGAUAGAUAUUCACCAGACAGAUAGCAAGGGAAAAGAUGUUGAUGCUUAUGAUGAAAUUCAAGGAGGAACCUGAACCCGUCCAGGUUAUGAAUUCUCAGAUGAAGGUUAUGUUCAUGUAGAAUAGUUAAUGCUAUCUGUUUUUUUACCAUCUUGACUAGUGAUAUUAUGGAAACAAAACCUUUUGGAAUUAGGACAUAUAUACAAGUCCUCAUCAAACUAUUGUUGCAAAUAUGUAACCUAUGAUUCUCUCUAGAUUGGUGGCUUAUUUCUAAGUAGUGCAAAGGAGAUGGUCACAAACUCCUUCAAUUUUCAAAUAGCUUAUGUGAUUGCCAUCUUUUGAAAACAAUAUAUUAAUAUUGGCUAGUUGAUAUACUUCAUUAUGAAAUGUGUUGUUAUAUUUAGUUUUA
This is a messenger RNA of Lathyrus oleraceus (garden pea), 1399 nucleotides long. RefSeq names its product B3 domain-containing protein REM21. Gene Ontology annotation, molecular function: DNA binding. The record is from RefSeq and is a predicted model, not a curated record. NCBI's taxonomy places the organism in Eukaryota, Viridiplantae, Streptophyta, Magnoliopsida, Fabales, Fabaceae. The transcript has 4 exons. Bases 94 to 1065 code for a protein of 323 amino acids.